This is a messenger RNA of Phacochoerus africanus (Common warthog), 2029 nucleotides long. RefSeq names its product neural retina leucine zipper (gene NRL). The record is from RefSeq and is a predicted model, not a curated record. Gene Ontology annotation, molecular function: RNA polymerase II cis-regulatory region sequence-specific DNA binding; DNA-binding transcription factor activity, RNA polymerase II-specific. Gene Ontology annotation, cellular component: nucleus. Gene Ontology annotation, biological process: regulation of transcription by RNA polymerase II. NCBI's taxonomy places the organism in Eukaryota, Metazoa, Chordata, Mammalia, Artiodactyla, Suidae.
AGAGCUGGCCCUUUAAGAGUACCCAGUGGGCUCUGUGCCCACAGCCCCUUGUUCUGAGCACUGAGGCAUCAGGCUCUGCUCAAUGGGGCCUCCAGUCUCUGGGGAAGCUGUGCCUGCCUGGCUCUGACACUGACCAGUCCUCUCUGCCACCCCUAAAGUACACCCCCUCCCAAUCCAACCCCAGAAUGGCACUGCCUCCCAGUCCCCUGGCCAUGGAAUAUGUCAAUGACUUUGACUUGAUGAAGUUUGAGGUAAAGCAGGAACCCUCUGAGGGGCAAUCUGGCCCCCCCACAGCCUCACUGGGCUCCACACCCUACAGCUCAGUGCCUCCUUCACCCACCUUCAGUGAGCCAGGCACGGUGGGAGCUACUGAGGGCCCCCGGCCAGGCCUGGAGGAGCUGUACUGGCUGGCCACCCUGCAACAGCAGCUGGGGGCUGGGGAGGCACUGGGGCUAAGUCCUGAGGAGGCGGCAGAGCUGCUGCAGUGUCAGGGCCCAGUUCCUGUUGAGGGGCCCCAUGCCUACUACCCAGGGAGUCCAGAGGAGACAGGAGCCCAGCAUGCCCAGCUGGCCGAGCGGUUUUCGGACGCGGCGCUGGUGUCGAUGUCUGUGCGGGAGCUAAACCGGCAGCUGCGGGGCUGCGGGCGCGACGAGGCGCUGCGGCUGAAGCAGAGGCGCCGCACGCUGAAGAACCGCGGGUACGCGCAGGCCUGUCGCUCCAAGCGGCUGCAGCAGCGGCGCGGGCUGGAGGCCGAGCGCGCCCGCCUGGCCGCCCAGCUGGACGCGCUGCGGGCCGAAGUGGCCCGCUUGGCCAGAGAGCGCGACCUCUACAAGGCUCGCUGUGACCGGCUGGCCCCGAGUCCCGGGGCCGGAGGCCACGCCCACUUCUUCCUCCGCGCCUCUGGCUGCGGAAUGGUGGAGUCGGUGGGCGGGCGGCGGGCACCACUCGGGAGGUGGCUGUGCCAUUCACUAGACGGUUACUGAGCGCCUUCUGGUGCCAGAUACUUCUUUGGAUGCAACACAAAUAUCCCCAAACUUCCUGGACCCUCCAGGCAUGCUCUGAGGUUAGAUGCUGGUCAUUUUCUGAGAGAGGGGUCCCCUUCCCACACGCAGGAGGUGCACGGAAACCCUCCGCCUUCUAUCCCACUCCACCUGGCCAGGACACCGGAAUCUCCAGGAGUCAGACCCUCCAGUCAGUCAGGCACUGUGUGUGUGUGUAUGUGUGUGUAGGUUGGGGUAGGGGGAGCGCAUGAUGCACAGCGACUGGGAGGUGAGGGAGUGGUGCAGCUCCCCGCUCGGUUUAGAUUUUAAUUCAAGGUUUUCAACCUGUAGUGCAUUAAGGUGGUAAUUAGCAAUGAAGCUAUGUUUUCAUUCCAAGGCUUACAACCUCCCCGUUUUAGGACUACUGCAUUUUCAGGAUUGCAAUUCCCAAUACCAAGCCAGACCACGAACUCCACUCGAGAGGCUUUUCUCCUAUCCAACCUAGUGGCCUCCGCAGCCCAGAACUGCAAAGGCCUGAGGAGCUCUGGGGGUGGUUGGUGUGGACUGGAGGAGAACCCUGGGCAGGAGUCUGAAAACCUGGGUGCUAGUCUCAGCUCUGCCACGGGAUACCUCUGUCACCCUGAGGAAAUCACUUGCUACCAGGGUUUCAAUGACCUCAUCUAAUCCUCCUUUGGUUUGGAUGACUUCUGACACCUUUCCAGUUCUGGCAUCUCCUUAGUGUGGAAGCCCCAGUGGUCUCCUGAGAAGCCCCCAGUUCGGCCUCACCACAGGGACUUCCUGUCCUGCUCCAGCUUCCUGACUGAAGCCUAGGCCGUGGAUGAGCCCAUGCACUGGUCCUCUGUUGCUCCCUCUAUGCUGCCUUGGCCUCCAAACCUGCGUAGGGUGCCCUUGAUCCCUUCUGCCUCUGUGAGGGCUGAGGUAAGACUUUCCCCAGCCUGACAAGGAGCUGAGAGAAUUCAGCUUUUGUGAAUUAAACUUGAAGCCCAGGCAGAACUCUAUGCUAUUGGCUAGAUGUUCUUGCAAUUUAA